Molecule: messenger RNA, 2703 nt
Organism: Drosophila gunungcola (fruit fly)
Lineage: Eukaryota; Metazoa; Arthropoda; Insecta; Diptera; Drosophilidae
Source: RefSeq, a predicted model, not a curated record
UCCUCGCGUGCGGCUGCCGCCUCGCUCAAUUUUUGAAUUAAGUUUUAUUGGCCUGGCAAACCAACCACCACCACUGAAUACAAAUCGAAAACAAAGCCUCAGUGCGCUCCAUUAAACAAAUUCGCUAAAUUAGAGCGUUGUGUAGAUUUUGUCGAAAUUUUGCCUACCGCCAACACUCAAUCCAAAACCUAUUUAUUUGUGUUAGUUUUAAUCUAAAUUACCACCACCACCGCCGCCGUGUUUUGUAAACAAAAUAUUUGCUAAAUUUUCCCCCCCAAAAAGUGCAGUGAUUGUGUUUGUGCUCGAAAUCGUUUGUAGAACGGUAACAGGUAAAACAACAUCAACAAACCAGCGAACGAUGUCGGUGAAUAUAACCAUUAAAAUGAAGUUAAAGUUGCUCCCGCACUGCAUACAAAUGGAACUGUAAAUAAGCAAACAAACAUUUGCAGCUGUUAAUGAUACGACGGGAAACGCUUCCAAGAAGUGGAGGCAACACGUUCUCGAGUCCGGGCCACUGCACAUUUAUUUGUCGAGGAGCAGCCGUGUUUUGCAUGCUGGCCGGGCAGAUAGCCCCGGCGUGAGCACACAUCGGGCGGGCAAGGAUAUAGCCGCUGCUGCGGACACAUCGUAUACCUAUAUAUAACUCGGCCAAAUGUAUGCCGGCCGGGCCACACAAUUUGCCAAAACCAUAAGCAGCAUGGCGUGCAGCAUACAGAAGCAAUCUCCUCAGGCUCCGCAAUCGGUUGAUCCUGGCACUGUCGGAACAGAGCCACUGGGUCGAGGAUUAGGUGGUUGUGGUAGUGGUGGUGGUGGUGGCCCCAGUGGAGCCGGCACCGUUCCCUCCACGCCGAAAACCACCAAGACCGCCCAGCCGAGGGGCUCCCUGCCGACGGAUGUCAACCAGCCACCGCUGGAAUUCCAAUGGCCACCGCCCGUGCCCGUUUCGAUACACACCAGCAACUUGCGCCUGAACAUGAUGAACCAGGACCCCAAGGACCUCCACACGGCCAGGGCCAUUAUCGAGGAGCUGCGCUCCAAGGUGCGAUUCCAGACGGAGCACAUCAUGAAGUGGCGCAAGGCGUAUGCCAUGCAGGUCCAGCAGCACUACCGAUACCAGAAGGAGAAGUCGGACCAGAUGAACUCGCUCACCUCACAGCUCCUGCUAUUGGAAUCCCGACUGAAGCGGAAGCAGAAGCAAAUAGCCAGCCUGCUGAACCACCGGGAAUUGACUAUCCAGCGCCAGCAGAAGAUCAUCGACACGUUGUCCUCUCGUCUGGUGGAUCACGGAUUGGAGACCAUAGAGGCUAGCUACGCCAAUGAGUUGGACUCCCUGAACGACUCCGAUUCGGCGGUGGUGCUGGAGGACAUCGAUUCGGACAGCCCGAUGACCUUGGGCACGCGGCGGAAGAGCAGUGGGGCGGGGGGAUUGGGUGGCGGUGUGCUGGGCAGUGAUGGCAUCACCAUAGUGCGCUCCAUAUCCGAUGCGAUCGAAACGAAUCACAACAAGUACGGAGCGGCCAGGCGGAACAACUGCUUCCUGCGGCGUCCGGACAUCCUGGAAACGGUUUACUCUGUCGAGGAGGAUCCCGAACCCACCACGGACCUGGCCGAGAAGCGGGACAAGUUUAAGAAUCGCUCGGACAAGGCGCUCAGCUCCAGCUCGACCGAGGGUCAGAUAGAUGCCGCCAGUCCCUCGGCCGUCGACAAAGCCAAAGAGUCAUCGCCCGUCGAUGGUGGCGGUCCCAGCAUUCCGCGACGCCAACUGGGAGCCCUCAAGCGAUCGCCCAGCCACGAUUCACCCUGCACCACGCUCAGUGUUAAGGUUCCCCAGCUGCAGCCACCAUCUCCUCCACCACCAACGGCAUCUCAACCGCCGGAACCGCUCAAUGGAAAAAAUCAGGUCACCAACUACAAUCGGGUUAUGCUGAACCAUCGGUCAGUGACGAAACCGAAGGACGUGAAGUACAAGCGCAUCAACAAGGCGAAGUCAAAGAGUCUGGAGGAGUUGCGGGGGCGUCUCAAGAACCUGGUGGAGCGGGCACCUGGCCUGGAUGGCGGCUAUUCCGGCGGCAUGAUGCCGCAGACGGCGCAGUCGUAUGCGUGACAUUUGCAGCGGUCGGACGAGGGAGACUCCCAGAAGAGGUCAACGGCGCAGGAGGAGGUGGAGGUGGAGGUGGAGGAGGGGGAGGUGAAAGGUCAGCCGGAGGCGGAGGUUUCUCCGGCGACUACGGGUGUGGGAGCAGCUCGUCCUCGUCGAGAGAGUGCGGAGCCAACGACCUCGACUGCGGCCGCCCAGGAGCCGCAGGCUGGCAGACAUGGCUUUCCCAAGAGGUCGUUGACCUUGCCGCGCAUCCUGGUGCCCCGCCAGUCGACUGCGGGAUUGGCCAGUUCCAGCGGCGGGGGCGGUGGGCGUGGCGGCUUCUAGCAAUUAAAGAAAUUUUUCAUACGCAAUUGUGAUAAAAAGUAAAAAAAAAAGAAAACAUUUCCUUCCUCUGUCUCUGUACUGUACUGUACUGUGUCUACUUCAGUUGCUUUAACAUGAUUCUCUUUUGUAACAUUUGUUUCCUUGACAAUUAUCCUGUGCUUAGUUUUUGGUAAGCUUUGCAUUUACUUAAGUUUAGUUUUAGUUUUACAAAACGGAACUGCAUUUCGACUUAACAUUACACAUAAUUUCACAAACAAAUAAAUAAUUUUUUAAACUUG